Molecule: messenger RNA, 1485 nt
Organism: Lodderomyces orthopsilosis Co 90-125
Lineage: Eukaryota; Fungi; Ascomycota; Pichiomycetes; Serinales; Debaryomycetaceae
Gene: ALG7
Product: UDP-N-acetylglucosamine--dolichyl-phosphate N-acetylglucosaminephosphotransferase
Exons: 1
Coding region: 1-1485 (494 amino acids)
Biological process (GO): dolichol-linked oligosaccharide biosynthetic process; protein N-linked glycosylation
Cellular component (GO): membrane
Molecular function (GO): UDP-N-acetylglucosamine-dolichyl-phosphate N-acetylglucosaminephosphotransferase activity
Source: RefSeq, a predicted model, not a curated record
AUGCCUUCACGAUUGAUCAAGUUGUCGCUCUUGGCGGGCGCAAUUAUGUCUAUUACCCCCAAUAACCCAGUGCGCACGCUGAUUGCAUUUGCUGUAAUUGGUUAUGUGGUGACGUACCUGGUGAUACCGAGAGUUGGUCCAAGCUUUGUGAAAAUUGGUCUCAAAGGUAGAGAUUUAUCAAAACGUCUACCUGUUCCAGAAAUACCCGAAACAAUGGGGUUGGUUGCAGCAACUACUUAUUUAUUUCUUAUGUUUGGGUUGAUUCCGUUCGUAUUUUUCAAAUACCUUGUGUCGUUUGGCUCCUUGGCUAAUGAUGAAGUCAUGACAGAAAAUUAUAGAAGUCAAUAUCAAUCUAUAAAAGACAACAGAUUAUUUCCACAUAAUAAGUUAGCAGAGUAUUUGAGUGCUAUAUUAUGUUUACAAAGUACAACCUUGUUAGGAUUGUUGGAUGAUUUAUUUGACAUCCGUUGGAGGCACAAGUUCUUUCUUCCUGCUGUUGCAUCCUUGCCGUUGUUGAUAGUGUACUAUGUGGACUUUAGUGUUACUUCAAUUGUGGUCCCUAGCUUUGUAACGGAUUUUCCUGGUGGUCUGUAUGUACUAAGUAUUAUCAACAGCGUUAUUAAGUUUGCAAACCACUUGGUCACCAGCAUCACCGGAUUGUCAUUUAGAACACUCCAAACCGAUUAUGUUGUACCCGAUCAGAUACCCAAGUUGAUUGAUUUGGGAAUAUUCUACUACGUAUACAUGUCAGCAGUUUCCAUUUUUUCUCCAAACUCUAUCAACAUCUUGGCCGGGGUAAACGGUUUGGAAGUGGGCCAGUCCGUUGUUCUUGCAUUGAUAUUCUUGGUUAAUGACUUCUGCUAUUUGUUCUCCAGCAACAUUUCACAAGCAGCACAUGACUCACACUUGUUUUCAGUUAUUUUCAUUAUCCCAUUUGUAGGAGUGUCAUUGGCACUACUACAGUACAACUGGUUCCCAGCUCGCGUUUUUGUUGGUGACACAUACUGUUACUUCAGUGGUAUGGUGUUUGCCAUUGUGGGAAUAUUAGGACAUUUCUCGAAAACGUUGAUGCUAUUUUUGAUACCUCAAGUUAUAAAUUUUAUUUAUUCAGUCCCACAACUAUUUCACAUUAUUCCAUGUCCAAGACACCGCUUACCCAAGUUCAAUGCCGAUGACGGACUAAUGUAUCCCAGCUUUGGUGAGCUAGAGAAGCCCACCAAAUUGAAUACAGCAAUUUUGAACACUUUAGACGCAUUCAGAUUUAUCAAGUUGGACCGAGACCCCAAGCUGGGAAAGAUAACAAAGUUCUCGAAUAUGACAAUCAUCAAUUUAUGCUUAGUCUGGUUUGGCCCAAUGAGGGAAGAUAAGUUGUGUUUGCUUCUUUUGGCUCUUCAGUUUGCUAUUGGUCUUUCCAUGAUUGUAUUCAGACAUACUGUCGGUCCUUGGCUAUUUGGGUACGACAAUUUGUCAUGGGGAGUAAAAUGA